AUGGUGAAGUACUCCUGCGAGGCCUCGCACCCCAACAAGUGCGCAAAGGCUCUGGGCCAGGACUUGCGUGUUCACUUCAAGAACACCUAUGAGACCGCCAUGGCCAUUAAGACUGACAAGAGAGGAAAUCCAAUGAAGCUGCAGGCUGCCAAGCAGUACCUGGAGCAAGUCAUUGAGGGAAAGAGAUGCGUUCCCUUCCGUCGCUACUCCAACAACAUUGGCCGCACUGCUCAGGCUAAAGAGUUCAAGGCCACACAGGGUAGAUGGCCAGUCAAGAGCUGCAAGAUUCUGCUCGGGCUGCUGAAGAAUGCCGAAGCGAAUGCAGAGCAAAAGAAUCUUGACACAGAGAACUUGGUUGUUGAGCACAUCGAGGUCAGCCGUGCCCCUCGUGGUCGCAGAAGGACGUACAGAGCCCACGGCCGAAUCAACGCUUACAUGUCAUCCCCCUGCCACAUUCAGCUCAUUCUGCGGGAAGACAGCAAGGCCGUCGAGAAACCAAAGGAUAAGAAGAUCAUCAGACUCAGCAAGAAACAGCUAGCAAGAAGAAGGAUCAGAGUGGGCAACGACAACAAGGCAUAG
Molecule: messenger RNA, 579 nt
Organism: Cyclospora cayetanensis
Lineage: Eukaryota; Apicomplexa; Conoidasida; Eucoccidiorida; Eimeriidae
Product: 60S ribosomal protein L17
Exons: 3
Coding region: 1-579 (192 amino acids)
Biological process (GO): cytoplasmic translation
Cellular component (GO): cytosolic large ribosomal subunit; ribosome
Molecular function (GO): structural constituent of ribosome
Source: RefSeq, a predicted model, not a curated record